AUUUCUGUGAUGAAAAUUGCUCUAAUUAAUGGAAAAUUAUAAACGUGAUCUUUUUUUUAAGCAGACAAAUUAAGAUUGGAAUUACAAUAAUUAUAUCAAUUCCUUAAAAAUUACGAAGUACAUAUCCUUGUAUAUUGUAAACAGAUGAUGGCUUUUAUGCUUUGAUGUCUUACUAUCAUCUUGAUGAUGGAUCUUCUGAAGAUGAAAUUUCUUGUGAUUUUCAAUAAUUUUUAAAUAUUAAUUAUUAACAAGUUGACCACAUGAUUGAAGCACUUUUAUUUACAUUAUUAUUUUUCAAUUUUUGAAAGGCUUUCUCUUGAGACAGUUACAAAUCGAUGCAACCCUAGUCUGUAUUAUUUCAACUUAUUUUAAUCCAAAUUCAUUACCUUGUUUUCGUUAACAUUAAGAAUGUUUAUUUUACUCUAAAAAACCAAUCAAUCAUGAAAUCAACUCGAACGUAUUCUCAUCUAAUUAGAAAACUUCAAACAUUCAGUUUCUCAUUAAAUUGCAUUGAGAGUAUCUUAAAUAAUACUUGCAGAAAUUGAAACUGAUUGAAACAAUUUUCAACAGCUAUUCAAUCUUCCCUUUUUAGAUUCACAAGAAAAUUGAUAAAACCUUUAAACGGCUGAUGAGAUAAAGAUUGAAGAUUCCAAUUUUACACUCAAUUUAUCCUUGAAAAUUUUGAAAAGCAUUAAAUUAAAUGAUUAUCGAAGCGCAUAAUACAUGUUCAAUUAAAAAAAGGAUGAAAAAAACCAUUGAUCAAAGCUCUUGAUUAAUUUGUAAAUUUUUAAACCUUCCCUUAUUAUGUCUCACAGCAAACCAAAUUUAAAUUUUUCACUCAAGUCUAUUUUGUUGUUGUUUUUUUGUUUUUAUUUUGGUUAUUUAUUAAGUUGAUCCAGUAUUACAUUUUAAUUCUUAUGGGGUCAUUUAUUUGAUUGAAUCAAUCGCCAUCCUGAUGACUUUUCCACUGGAAUAAUAUUCAUAUAAGCCUUGAUCAUUAAUUUUUCAUUAGCUAAUUUUUUUUGUAUAAAUAAUAUUUCUUAGUUAACCAUUUUGGCUAGUUGGUUGUUUUUUCUCCACCAUAUUCUGGAAAUUAUCCAAUUUGAGCAUCAUUCAUCUUUUUGGUACCAUGACUGAAGUACACAAUGAUCAUACAACUGAUGUGUGUUCACCACUUUUUGUUGAAUACCGUUUGAUGAAAGAAUUUGUUUUGUUUCAACAACAAACAAUUCAAAAUGUUUAUCUAAUACCAUCAUACGAAUCUCCUUUCAAAUGGUUUGGUGUACUGUUUGUCCACGAAGGGCUAUAUCAAGGAGCUGUUCUUCGAUUUACAUUCCAUAUCCCAGUCAAUUAUCCUGAAUGUGACAACCCUUAUCCGUCUAUAUUUUUUGAUAAUGCACCGUUUCAUCCAUUGGUCGACCCAGAGUCAGGUAAAUUAGACAGUACUAAGCUAAUUAGUGAAUGGAAUCCACGAGUUCAUCAAUUUUGGCAGCUCAUAGUUUACACAAAGAAAGCAUUCAUUUUUGUCGAACGAGAAUUAAACUAUGAUGUUAAUGAAAACUCGGAAAAGCCUGAAGACGUGCACUACCUCAAGGUAGUGAACAUGUAUCGAGAUAACCAGGAGUUACUUGUUAACAAAAUUGCUCAAACCGUUGAAACUAGUAAAACUUUAAUCUAUCAACCACCCAAAGACAAAGAUGACCCUCAUGCCAUCAUAUUUACCGAAGUUGACCCUGCUACUCUAGAAAGCUGGAAAAAUCGCUUAUUAAGUCUGGCGCACUUUAAAGAAGACCCAUCAACUAAAUCAACACCAUCUCCCUCGCCAUCAUCUCUAGAUAAUAAUAAUCGAUCUAACAUGGGCCUUUCUUGGGUUCAAAAUGAUAUACCAUUUUCACGUCCAAUCGUAUGAUGAUGAACGCCCAUUUUUUAACAACUGCAAUCGUACACAUUAUCAAUCCCUCAUCAAGCUUUCAAGUGUUACAGUCACUAAAAUUGCCAAAAGUUACCAGUCCGGUCUUAAUACCGACCGAAUCCACCAAUUUACAAGAUCUUGUUCAUUAUUUCAAUCAUCUGCCAAAUUUAAAAUUGUCAAAAUCUCGAUCGUACAAAAUCUCAAAUGUAACUUGACCCAAUAAGCCAAAUAUUUCAUUAUCAGAUUGUUUUGGUUUUUUCAAUAUAUUAUUGACCAUGUUUUGAAUAGUAAACCGAGCUAGUCCAACCCCUUUUUUCUUGGCCAAUUAAUAAAAAAUACAUCUCUAUCUAUUUUGAUUUAAAGACAAA
Messenger RNA from Tetranychus urticae (two-spotted spider mite), 2280 nucleotides. It is a transcript of the gene peo, whose product is annotated as ubiquitin E2 variant domain-containing protein pendolino. Lineage: Eukaryota; Metazoa; Arthropoda; Arachnida; Trombidiformes; Tetranychidae. The record is from RefSeq and is a predicted model, not a curated record.